This is a messenger RNA of Portunus trituberculatus (swimming crab), 1066 nucleotides long. RefSeq names its product WD repeat and FYVE domain-containing protein 2-like (gene Wdfy2). NCBI's taxonomy places the organism in Eukaryota, Metazoa, Arthropoda, Malacostraca, Decapoda, Portunidae. Gene Ontology annotation, molecular function: protein binding; metal ion binding. The coding region runs from base 82 to 732 and encodes 216 amino acids. The transcript is spliced from 7 exons. The record is from RefSeq and is a predicted model, not a curated record.
UCCAUCCUAACUGGUGACUGGUGAGUGGCAGAAGCAACGGCAGGGCUUUGUUGACAUCAUCACGUCAUAUGAUCGAAGGCAAUGGCUGCUGAGAUAAAGCCUCUGCGUGGUGCUCAACCUGCCAAGACAACGCCCACUGACAAGCCUGUGCUGGUAUCCAAAGUAGAGGGAAUUGGGGACGAUAUAAACGCCGCAACACUCAUUAAUGGAGGCACGGGUGUCAUCUCUAUCAGCGAUGACAAGUCCGUGCGCAUUUGGCAGCAGCGGGACUCAGGACAGUAUUGGCCAAGUGUGUGUCAUUUCCUGCCAUCUGUUCCUACCAGUUUUCAUUACCUGCCAGACUUGAGGUUCAUGUUUCUGGGACUUGAUAAUGGAAGGGUUGUUGAAUUCACAGUUGCUGCAGACUACAACAGUAUCACCCAGUCUAGUCCUCCACCAGAUGUCACACCUCAUCCAUUGAAAUGUGGGAAAGCAGUUUGUGAUAACUGCAGCAGCAAGAGAUCUUGCAUCCCAGCAAUGGGAUUUGAAUUCGAUGUAAGAGUUUGUGACAAGUGCCACACAACAAUAUCAGACCAAGAAAUGAAUGGAGAAAACCGUCAGUCACUGGCCAAAUUUCAUGAAGUGAAGCAUAGCAUAAUCAACAUGGACCUUGAUGAUGAGACUGGUCUUCUGCUCACUGUGGGUCAGGAUCGAGUCAUGAAGAUAUGGGAAGUGUCAAGUCUGCUGAAUUGAUCCCAAGAGGAGGGUGAGGAGCCAUGGCAGACCCAGGUGCUGCAGACAGCUAGUGCAUUGCUGUGAGGGUCUGACUGAUUGGCUCUCAUCCACUGGACAACACUAAGAUUCUGUUUGGUGAGGAAGAAUUAAGGAUUGACUGGUAGGAAUCAAAUAAUUUGAUUUGCAGUUGAUCUUUUUAUUGUUGAUCAACUCAUGUGAUACUGUAUCAAGGAUUUCAUAUGGAAUGCCAUGAAUUUUACACACACACACACUUUCAGGCCCUCAGAUUGAAAUGCUCUGUAUUAGAUUCUUUAUUCAUUACAUUCUUUAUUCAUUAAAUAUAUAUCAAUUG